Ipomoea nil (Japanese morning glory) is the source of this 1009-nucleotide messenger RNA. RefSeq lists its product as uncharacterized. The record is from RefSeq and is a predicted model, not a curated record. The transcript has 2 exons. Bases 155 to 847 code for a protein of 230 amino acids. Gene Ontology annotation, molecular function: S-adenosylmethionine-dependent methyltransferase activity. NCBI's taxonomy places the organism in Eukaryota, Viridiplantae, Streptophyta, Magnoliopsida, Solanales, Convolvulaceae.
UCCCAAAAUAUUUUAAUAAUGUUUUGUCCACUAGAACAAUAAUCCAAACGACAUCGUUGGCUUUCCCUAAGAUUUCCGCAUAGAAACGGCGUCGUUCCUUUACAUAUAGAAUGACAGAUCUUUCUUCGAUCUGGGAGAUGAGAAGAACAGUAAAAUGGAUAGGCAUAUCCAGAUCUUCCUGAACAAGAUCUCUUUCGUUUGCGCCACCAUUGCUACGCUGAUCCUCCUCUUCCUCUACCUCCGUGUCCCCGACACCUGCGUAUACAUCACCGGCGGCGACCUCAAGGCCGACCAACGCUUCCCCAGAUCCACCUGCGACUUCCAGCCGCGGGCAUACACCUCCGUCGAUAAACGCAACCGACGCAUAUGGUCCACCAAGGCCUGGAUCCAAACCGUGCGCUCCUACACAGAUCUCUUCCAGCUCCUCCGGGACAAGCAUCUGUUCUCCGUCCAUUCCCGUGCCCUGGUCGUUUCCGCCGGCGGGGGCCACGCCGUCAUGGCGUUGAAGGAUCUCGGGUUGAGCGAUGUCACCGGAAUCGAGCUUGUUGACUCGCCGCCCCUGGUGAGCAAGGCGGAUCCUCACAAUCUGCCCUUUUUCGACAAUGCGUUUGAUUUCGGGUUCAGCCCGUAUUUGGACCGGGCCCUGUUCCCGGCCCGAUACGUGAAGGAGAUGGAGAGGGUAGUCCGGGGUGGGGGUGCGUGUGUGGUGGCCGUGGAGGAGUGCGGGCUUGCGGAAAUGGAAGCGGUGGUGAAGUUGUUCCGCAAAUCGAAGUUCUUGGGCGCCAUGAAUGUGAGCUUGGGUGAGGAAAGGAAGACCAGGAUAGUGGUGAGAGUUAAAAAUGGAUAAAUUUUGGAUUUUGUAUAUGGUUGUUCCAUUGAAUUUGAGCAUUUCGUUUUGCAUCAAUCUUGUUCUUUUUAAGUGUGAAUUUACACAUUUUUACUGCAAUUAUUCAAAUCCUUGUACUGUUUUUGAAUACCAUUAUGAUUGAUUGAUAUCUGCAUUCAAGAA